Messenger RNA from Colletotrichum aenigma, 2544 nucleotides. RefSeq names its product Methyltransferase fsa4 (gene fsa4-4). Lineage: Eukaryota; Fungi; Ascomycota; Sordariomycetes; Glomerellales; Glomerellaceae. The transcript is spliced from 7 exons. The coding region runs from base 1 to 2544 and encodes 847 amino acids. The record is from RefSeq and is a predicted model, not a curated record. Gene Ontology annotation, molecular function: O-methyltransferase activity.
AUGUCAGAGCUCCAACAGCUUGCGACGACCCUGCUGACUGAUGUAACCCACUACACCCUUCGGGGCAACGCCCCCGCUGGGGUGAGCGAAAACAGCCGCGCAGCGAUCAUGACAACGGCCCAGGCUAUCAUCAACCUUGUGCGGUGUGAUACGCACUUGGAACCUAUGGACGACUGCGUCAAAAUCGGGGAAAUGGUUGCGAAGCAGAUGUUUGCUGCUUUUGGAGCUUUCCAGCAAAUCCCACCGGAGGGGGUCUUCCUGAACCACCAUCCGACUGGAGACCUCACUCAAGUCAUGUUCACGCACAGACUGGUUUCCUACGCCAAGCUGGCCGAUUAUUUCCGUCAGUAUGGUCGUUCGGAGCCCCGAGGACCAACGCCUGUGCCUUUCUCCUUCGCGUGUGGCCAGCCGGAGAAGACGAUUUGGGAUGUCGCUUACCAGGAUCCGGAGACGAAGCGGGUGUUCAUGCGAGCGAUGACCGCCAUGGGAGCGGUCUCUCCUGUUUGCGGGUUGUACGACUUUUCCUGGGUUGUGGAGGCGUCCAAGGUGGAUGAUGGCCGUCGCAUGCUGCUGGUCGACGUUGGCGGGGGGAACGGCCACGCGACGCGUUCCAUCGCGAGCAGUGGCCUGCCCUUGCAGCGGUGCGUCCUGCAGGACAAGGAGCCGGUCAUCAACGAGGUCAAGCAGGCCGGCGAGAUGUGUGGGGUAAAGUUGAUGGCCAUCGACAUGCACAAAGAGCAGCCAGUUAAAGGUGCCUACGUCUACUACAUUCGAUAUUGCUUGCACGAUUACAGCGAUGAGGCUGCGAUCGCCAUCUUGGGGGUCAUUGCAGACGCAAUGGCCGGCGACAGUAGGCUGCUAAUUGCAGAGCAGGUGCUCAACGAUCCUCCUUCUGCGCCCGCUGCGUCGCUCGAUCUGCUGAUGCUAACUGUGGGCGGGAAGGAGAGGACGGAGGAGAUGUGGAGAGAUGUGGGCAACGCAAGGGACUGGAAGUCGCUCUGCCUGGUAUCGCGUUCCGCAUAUGGGUUCGUGGCUCCCCUGCUCUUUGCACGUAUAGUGCUGCAUCACGGUGAGCUCUUCCUCGGUGGAACCAAUGCGCGCAUCCAGUCGCUGUACGAUGUUGAGUCAACAUCAUUCCUGCAGUAUACGAAACACCUCCGGAUCGUGUCUCGGUUUCGACGCUAUAUCAGCGACUACCGAUGCCCGCAUUUCGCAAGCCUAGAUGGGGACUUCAUGAACGAAGAGGAGAGCCGGGCGGGAGCCAGCAGCUUUAGGGAUCCGAUGAGCAACAUAGGACAGCUCUUGUGUCGCCUGCGAGAAGCACGCCUCGAGAGCUUCAGCUGGGAGGUGGGAACCUGCCUUCCGGAAGGUGUCUUCUGGCCUCUGGGCUACCUACCGCAGGCGCAAAACGGUCUCGAGUCCAUCAGCCUGAUCACAGAUGGGUCGUGUGGCAUCUCCCUUCGCGCCGGAAACCCGCUCGUCCUAGACGUAUUCCCAAAGUUGAGGCGGCUUUCGUGGGUUGGCAUCCGUUCGCGGGAUGAUAUGCAAAGCGUCAAGAGUCUAUUGUUGCGAAACCAUAGCAUCGUUAGUGAAUUGGAGCUCGAUGCCGUGCGCUACGACGACAGCUGGGCCAGCAUUGCCGGGGAUGCCGUCGAGUACAAUGUUGUCGCAGAUUUCAUGCUGCCGUCCCCGAGCCAGCCGGAGUACCGGCAGCUGACUGCCCUGAGGAGGCUUUCGCUUGGCGCGGUGCCGCUGCGUCCCGCCACUGACCGGGUGGCAGCCGUCUUAUGCCUGGACCAGCUCCAGUCGCUCCGGCUCCGGGCCUGCCCGGGCUGGACGCACCUCUUUCGGUAUUGGUUGACGUCGGGGCUUGGCAUCAACCUCGCCCUGCUUGAGAUUCAGGUUUCGCUGGACAUGUUUGCGGGAGCGUUCCCGGAGAGAAUGCUGGUCACCUUUUUAGAGCACUUCGAGGGCCUUGAGGAGCUUUACAUUUCCAUUCCGGGGUUGCUAGACCGCCCCACAGCCCUCUGGCAUGCCGCACUGGGCCACCCAAAGCUUAGACGCUUCGUUUACCACGUGCGCAUCUUCGACCUCGACCUCGAGUCAAUGUAUGCGGAGCAGGAUGCCAGCCAGCCGCCGCUCCUCGACACGAUAGGAGACAUCGUCUUGGGCCAAAAGCCUCCGGCCGCCCCGCCCACGAACCUCGAGUGUCUCGGCGUCACCUGCUUCCCCCUAUACCUUGAGAUGCUUGUUCGAUCGCUGAGGCAGCAUACAUCGCUGAAGGUUCUCCACGUCCGACAGUCCGGAAGAGAUAUCCUACGCUACGACUCCUGGGGCCUCCGUAUGGUAGAGGAAGUGGAAGACCUGUGGGCAUAUGAGGAUCAUGACGGAGGAUCAGCGAGUGACCCUUCGACCCUGGCGAGGUCUAUCGUCUUCGGCGUGCCCGGGGAGGACGGCCGUGGACCGCAUGGAUACGUAGACAUCAGGAGUAUCACGGGCCCCUGUCGCCUGCUCCAGCCGGAGUUCCAGCGCUUCGCAGAAUAG